Molecule: messenger RNA, 1746 nt
Organism: Suillus plorans
Lineage: Eukaryota; Fungi; Basidiomycota; Agaricomycetes; Boletales; Suillaceae
Exons: 10
Coding region: 1-1746 (581 amino acids)
Cellular component (GO): fungal-type vacuole lumen
Molecular function (GO): metallocarboxypeptidase activity
Source: RefSeq, a predicted model, not a curated record
AUGUACAGCCUGGUAAUCAUUUCACUAGUGCUCUAUACGUUCUGCGACUCCGCUUUCUUUCCAAUCUGCUAUCUUCCUCGUUUUUGGCUUGCAGGUCAUUGUAAUGGGCUUGCUGAGUCGCUAUCUCCGGGCGUUAAUUCUACCACAUGCCCCCAGUGGACGGCUUUACAUCCGACUAAGUAUCGUGGGCUCAGCGAAGACUUGGAUGUGGCGUACAACUCAGAAGACUUCAAGCAAAGAGCUAUUCAGGCCCUCGGAGAUGCAGUCCGCGUACCGACCGAAUCAUACGACGAUAAUGGACCGGUCGGUGAAGACAGCCGAUGGGAUACAUUCGCAGAACUUCAUCGAGUUCUUGAAGCCUCGUUUCCUCGCAUUUACAAGUCCCUAAAUGUCACCAAGGUCAACACAUAUGGUCUGGUUUUUCACUGGCAGGGAUCGACUCCUGCAAAGCCUUACAUCUUGACCGCUCAUCAAGAUGUUGUGCCAGUUGAAGAACAAACAGUUGAAGAGUGGAAACACGAUCCAUAUUCAGGGUACUAUGACGGCACGUGGAUAUGGGGUCGUGGUACUUGUGAUGACAAAGGCGACUUGAUACGACAAUUGCUAGCCAUCGAUUCCUUGUUGAAGCAAGGUUUCUCUCCUGCACGCACCCUUAUACUUUCGUAUGGAUUCGACGAAGAGUCCAAAGGCAUAGAGGGUGCUGGUCAUCUUUCUCGAUACUUGGAAGAAACGUACGGGCGCGAUUCUUUUGCCUUGCUUCUUGACGAAGGAGGUACGUGGACUAAAUGUUGCACAGUGGUACAACUCAACUUUGCGUUAGAUCUUUACACGGACAUGGGUGGCAUUGUUUUUGCGACUCCCUCGACAUCCGAGAAGGGAUAUCUUGAUGUGAAGAUCACUGUUUCGACUCUGGGUGGUCAUUCGAGUGUACCACCUUCUCAUACGAGCAUUGGUCUCCUCUCCCGUUUCAUAGCAGAGGUGGAAGAUAACCCGCACCAAGCCAGCCUUUCCCGAAGAGGAACCCCGUUUGCGACGACGCAGUGCCUUGCAGCGUACGAUCCAGCGUACCCCGAAGACUUGCGAAAGCUCGCAAGAAAAGCAGUUGCAGAUGAUGCAGCUCUGAAGGUGCUUCAAGAGCGACUUCUGGCUUCAGAUCCCCUGUACAAAGCAAUGCUUGGGACUACACAAGCAGUAGAUCUCAUUGAAGGUGGUGUGAAAGUUAACGCUCUCCCAGAGCGUGCUAGCGCAGUGGUGAAUCACCGCAUCGCAGAGCAUAGUUCUGUUGCUGAGUUGCAGCAGCACAUGAUCGACCUUUUGACCCCAUUGGCAACCAAGUACGACCUCGCACUCCUCGCGUUUGGGAACAACGUGACUCGUGGUGGUGCUGGUCAAGUCGUUCUGUCUGACUUCCUCGGGACAGCCUUGGAACCUUCACCCGUGACGCCUACCGGGUAUGGUCCUUGGGCACUCUUGCAAGGAAGCAUUAAAGCUGCUUUUGAGAGCUCCCCCACCCGUAACAGCAGCAAGGUCGUGGUUGUACCCUCUCUAUCAAUUGUCUCAGACACACAAUUCUACUGGAAUUUGACCAAGCAUAUUUUCCGCUUCUCGCCGUCCUUUGACACGGAUCGUUUCAAUGGAGAACACACUGUCAAUGAAGGCAAGCCUUUCCGUGCAGACAGCUUGAAUGAAGGUGUUCGUUUCUACACCAAGUUUAUCUUGAAUGUGGAUGAAAGUGAUUUACCGUGA